Molecule: messenger RNA, 1542 nt
Organism: Dictyostelium discoideum AX4
Lineage: Eukaryota; Evosea; Eumycetozoa; Dictyosteliales; Dictyosteliaceae
Exons: 2
Coding region: 1-1542 (513 amino acids)
Molecular function (GO): zinc ion binding
Source: RefSeq, a predicted model, not a curated record
AUGAUAUCCAACAAUAAUGCAAUAAAUAAAAUUGAUAAUAAUAAAAAGUGUACACUUCACCCAAACAAAGAUAUAAUAUUCUUUUGUUUAGAUUGUAAAUUAAUGCCAUGUUGUACUAUAUGUAUAUCAAGUAAAGGUGAACAUCAUGCUCAUAGAAUUGAUCCAUUAGAAUCUAGUUCAAAUAUUCUUUCAUUAAUGAAUAGUUUUAAAGAUGAUGUACAUCAAAAAGUAAUAGAAAGAAUUGAAACUAAUGAAAUAAUUUUAAAACAAUCAAGUGAUAAAUAUAAUGAAAUUCAAUCACAAUUUGAUAAUAAUAAUAAUUCAUUAAAAAAAGAAAUUAAAAAAAUUCAUGAUAUCAUUUCAAUCAUUGAAUUGGAUAUUAAAAAACAAUUAGAAACAGCCUUUGGAAAUAAUACAUUAAUAAAUUCAAUGAUAAAUUCUUCAAUCAAUAAUGAUAAUCAAAUACUUUCAACAAUAAUUAAUAAUGAAAAUGAAAAUGAAAAUGAAAAUGAAAAUAUUAAAACCAUUGAAAAAUUAAAUGAAAUUUUAAAAUUAAAUGAUCAACAAAUUAAUGAUAAUGGAGAUGAUGAUGAUUUUUUUAUUGAUAGAGAUAUUAUUAAAAUUAUUAAACAAUAUCAACAAUCAUUGAUAGUAUUAAAUAAAAAUAAUAAUAUCGAUAACUCAAAUAAAUUAAAUGGAUAUGAUAAUCAAAUAAUUCAUUUCCAUAAGAUAAUUGAAGAUAUUAAAAAUAAUUUAAAAUCAAUUUAUUCUUUUAAUGAUAGUAGAUUUAAAAUUGAAAUCGAUGAAAAUAAUAAUAAAUUUUUUAAUUGGAACAAUUUAAAGUUUUAUACUUAUAUAGAGGGUGAUUUUAUUAAUUUUAAGACUAACGAAGGUAUAGCAUUCAAAGAUAAUUGUAAUAUUUUAUCAAAAUUAAAAAAUCAAUUACCCUCAAAUGUAAUGCUAUUGGAUGGAUUCAAUCAAAAAUUAAAACCAGGUAUAAUACCAAAUGGUAUUAAAUGGUUGUAUUUAGGUGAUAUUAAACAAGAAUUAAUGCCUGGUUCAAUUCCUAAUACUGUAACUCUUGUCAAUUUGUUGGAUGGAUUCAAUCAAAAAUUAACACCAGAUAUAUUACCAGAUAGUGUUAAAUACUUGUAUUUACAUGAUUUAAAACAAGAAUUAAUAAUGGGAUCAAUUCCUGAAACUGUAACUCAUCUCUAUUUAAAAGAUGGAUUCAAUCAAAAAUUAAAACCAGGUAUAUUACCAGGUGGUAUCAAAUGGUUGCAUAUUGGUGAUUUAAAACAAGAAUUAAUAAUUGGCUCAAUUCCAAACACCGUAAAGAAUAUCACUUUAUUGGAUGGAUUCAAUCAAAAAUUAACACCAGGUAUAUUACCAGAUGGUAUUGAUUCUUUGUAUUUAGAUGAUAUAAAGGAAGAAUUAAUGAUUGGUUCAAUACCUAAUUCUGUAAAGAGAGUGAAAGUUUCCAAAAGUUUUAAUCUACAAAUUGAACCCUAUGUUUCAAAAAAUGUUAUAAUUGUUAAAUAA